AUGAUGCAUUUUAUAUCGUUGCUUGGACGGGGCUCUGGAGAUGCGUCCAUUGAUCGGAGUGUGCAGCAAUGGAACUACGCCUGCCAGUCAUUAUGUAUCAUCGGCAUGACAGUUUUCUUUGGUCUUCGUGUUUUUACUCGGUUGUUUAUUCUCAACGGAUUUGGGAAGGAGGACUGGACAUGUACAGUUGCCUGGUUCCUCGGCGUUUGUUACUCAAUUAUUGCUCUCAUCAUGGGUCAUUAUGGAGGAGGUUUACACUGGUUGGACGUCCCGGAUGAGAACAAGAUUCCUUUCCAAAAGACUAUCUACGCAACAAUGGUCAUGUAUGGACCAACAGCCUAUCUCACAAAAGUGUGCCUUCUCUGGAUCAUGACUCGCGUUUUCAGUCCCUACCGAAAAACCAUCAUGUUUAUUAGGAUAUUCAUGGGAAUCAUGUUGGCCUACUACAUCCCGGCUGUCAUUGUCAAAAUCCGAAUCUGCAACCCCGUCGCUAAAUUCUGGGACCAAAAGAUCGACGGCUCAUGUCUAGACCAGACAUCAAUCAUUUUGGCCGACGCUGUCGUCAGUGUAGUCAGUGAUAUGAUCGUUCUCAUUUUGCCAUUACCAUUGACUUUGAAUUUGCAAAUGUCGACGAAGAGAAAGAUGCGGGUUAUGGGUAUUUUGGGAGCGGGUGGCCUGGCUGUUGCAGCCAGUAUCAUCCGACUGGCGCUCAUUGUCAUUACCGGACAGUCGAAGGAUGUUUCUCGUGCAUUUAUGAGAAUCAAUAUGCUAGGUAAUGCCGAAGUCUCCAUCGGCAUCAUCUGUACCUGCCUGCCAUCCCUAUCAGCACUCAUCAUCCGCAUCUACCACGAAUAUUCCAGUAACAAAGCAACUCUCGAGUCCGACUACAAAAUGGACACAAUACGGAAUCAGGGCACAAUGUACCGAAGCAAAAAUCCGAUGAGUGUUACGGGAACAGGCUCAGAUGAGGAUGUGCUCAUGUACAAUGCACAGGGAAAUCCGAAAAUUGAGACAAUCAUUCACGGUAAUAGUGAGAAAGGAAGUCCGAGAAGAUCAACAUUUGAAGGUAUAGGAGUGACCCGUUCUGUUAAUGUGUCAACCUCCGUUGAGGCUCGGCAGGAGGCUCGGUGA
Messenger RNA from Penicillium griseofulvum, 1131 nucleotides. Its product is annotated as putative integral membrane protein. The record is from RefSeq and is a predicted model, not a curated record. The transcript is spliced from 6 exons. Bases 1 to 1131 code for a protein of 376 amino acids. Lineage: Eukaryota; Fungi; Ascomycota; Eurotiomycetes; Eurotiales; Aspergillaceae.